AUGAUACCAAACAACACUACUCAACUUAUGAUAAGGAAUUGUAUGCAGUUGUACAAGCAUUGCGCUACUAGUACUGGGGCCAUUACUUGCUGCCUCAAGAGUGUAGAGAUAGAAGCGGCUGAUGCUUUAAGUCGUCGUGUCUCCCUUUCGUCGAUCAUGAGCAUCAAAGAUAUCUUUCUUGAUGUGCAAAGUGGACGAUCUGACACUGUGGAUAGUUUUCGUCUUGAGAAGAGUUACCAAUUUAGAGCCAAUAAAUUGUGCAUCCCUCGAACUUCAAUGUGGGAUUUCAUAGUGUGGGAAAUUUAUGCGGGAGGUUUAGUCAGUUACUUUGGGCGUGAUAAGACCAUAGAGGAGGUCGAACGCCAAUUUUAUUGGCCUAGUUCGAAGAAAGACGUGGCUAAAAUUGUUAGUACAUGUAACACUUGUCAAUUGGUCAAACAGAAGAGGCAAAACACGGUUCUAUACACACCUCUUCCCGUCUCUAAUUGUUCUUUGCAAGAUAUUAGUAUGGAUUUG
Messenger RNA from Olea europaea var. sylvestris, 516 nucleotides. RefSeq lists its product as uncharacterized. NCBI's taxonomy places the organism in Eukaryota, Viridiplantae, Streptophyta, Magnoliopsida, Lamiales, Oleaceae. The annotation marks the transcript as partial. The transcript has 3 exons. The record is from RefSeq and is a predicted model, not a curated record.